Molecule: messenger RNA, 938 nt
Organism: Colias croceus (clouded yellow)
Lineage: Eukaryota; Metazoa; Arthropoda; Insecta; Lepidoptera; Pieridae
Exons: 7
Coding region: 159-932 (257 amino acids)
Source: RefSeq, a predicted model, not a curated record
GAGAUCUGACAAACCGACAGUGACAUUCCGAACUUGCGAUCAUCAGCUGGGCUUAAACAAAAAUCAAAAUAAAUCUAUUGCUAUUGUGUGUUCAUCAAUUGUCUUUGUAGUUUUCCGCUAUUUAUAUUGAAUCUGAAUACAUAGGAGUUAAUAAUAAUAUGUUAAUUUUUAAAAGUGCUUUUAUCGUAUUUUUUUCUACAUUCAUACUAUCGCUUAGCUCUCAAAUUGCGAAAGAAACAAAUUCUUUAGACACUGGCCUUGCUUGUUUAUACAUAAUCAGUGGAGCAUUUGCUGGAAAAAUUCUAUAUGACAGAUACCAGCAUAUUCAUAUAUUAGGAUCACUAACACCAAAUCCAAAUGUGACCUCAUAUGUUAACAGGAUUGCUUCCUUCUGUGCAUCUCUCCUUUCAUUGGGCUUCCUAGGUUAUUUCUUUCUAUUUCUAUUCAAGGGCGAUGAACACUCUCUCAAAGCACUCAAUAUAUUUUUAUGUGGGUUUGGGACAUUGUACAUGUGGUUACAGUGUCUCCUUACAACUUAUAUAUCUACAUUAUUUUAUGAGAAGAGAUUAACGGUGUUGAGACAAUGUCUGGCCAACUUGAGCUUCCUAUUUCUAGUUAUUAUGGCAAUUUUUGGAAUUAUCUCUGUUUUAAUUCCAGAAGAUGGUUCCAGUGGAAUGUACAUAUGUAAUGUAAUCACGUCCCUCAGUAGCUAUGUAUUGACAACUAUUUUCUGUAUAUUUAUACUAUCAUAUGAAAAGGAAUAUAAAUAUUUUUCUGAGGGGCUACGAUCAGAUAUGCUUAUAGAUGACGCGUGUUCAUUGAACAACCCGUCAAUCGACGACGUAGACGCCUUAUUGGUACCAGAGCAAGCCUCAAGUACAAUAAAUAACAAAAUUAUAAAGAGGAUAGUUCCUUGCGGUAUUGCCUCCUGACAAGAG